Molecule: messenger RNA, 334 nt
Organism: Prorocentrum cordatum
Lineage: Eukaryota; Dinophyceae; Prorocentrales; Prorocentraceae
Source: the annotation of a GenBank genome assembly
GCGGAGGGCUUCUUCGAGUUGCAGUGCGCUAAUGAUUCCGGAGCUGGGGCGUGCGGUGACGCGUCGGAGAAGGCGAACUUUGCUCUCGUGCAGGAUUGGCUGGAGGCGCGCCGUUCGAGGAUGCGAGUCUAUGAGGCGGAGAGUGCAGAUGGUUUACUGCGUGGGGAGUGUUCCGGCGCGUGGUUUUUUGGUUCCGCGGGGGGGGCCGAGAUCGGCAGCGUUGUGUGGUACCCAGAGGGCCAUGUCGCGACGGUCGUUGAUGUGGACGGUCGCUUGGCCGCUGGCGUAUCUCUCGGAGCCGCAGGCGCCGCGCCGUGGCUGCGGUCGAUUGCAG